Messenger RNA from Exserohilum turcica Et28A, 1464 nucleotides. RefSeq lists its product as uncharacterized. The transcript has 4 exons. NCBI's taxonomy places the organism in Eukaryota, Fungi, Ascomycota, Dothideomycetes, Pleosporales, Pleosporaceae. The record is from RefSeq and is a predicted model, not a curated record. Bases 52 to 1155 code for a protein of 367 amino acids.
UUCGGUCCCUUGUUGGUCGCCCUUCUUGUCCAGGAUAGUGUCGCUGCUAUCAUGUCAGCGCCGCCUGCCACAAUCACCACAGCACCGUUAAUUAGGAGGGCCGUCACUACUAUCGGAUACAUCUCCACAAACGAAUAUGAUGGCACUACUUUUUGGGAUACAAUAACGGCAAAUGAUCAAGGCAAUAUCAUCGCAACAUCCGACAACCUAUUUCAGAUCUGCGACGUGUCGAAGCCAUGCACUUUCUUUACCUGCUCGAGUGAUUGGGUCGUAUUUGCGACUACUUCUUUGUUUUGCGGUGGAUCAUCCAGCACAUGUAGUUAUUGGGAGCUGGCGACAGAUAUCAACGACAAAAAUCCUCUGACGAAUUAUUGGUGCGAUGCCAAGACGAGUGUUGGUGGUAUCAUCUACAUGAAAACACCCGAAGCUGUAUCGGCAUCCACGACAAGAACCGGAAGCUCAGUAUCAUCGGCCACAGGCACAUCCAAGUCCUCUAUAGCCCCAGUCACCGUAUCCUUUACCUCGGCUUCUGUCAUCGCAUCUGAGCGCGUGACAUCCAUCUCCAGCUUGGGGCCCGGCUUGGACCAAACCAAUGGCAAAAAUGACUCAAAGGGUAAAUCAACACCAGUUGGUGCCAUAGCAGGCGGUGUCGUAGGCGGUGUCGUCGUUCUCGGCGCCAUCAUAUUCGGAGUGUGGUUCUGGCUUCGACGCAAGAAGCACAACCAAACCAACAACGCCAAUAUCACUCAACCCACACAACAAACAUCUCUGCCUCCUUCCCAAAUGCAGCAACAAAGCCCCCAGCAGCCCCCCGCAGGCGUCCAGUACUACCAUGAGCAGAAGCCUGUUCCUCAGCCGCAGGUCCAGCAAGUGCCUCCUCCUGCCCCUGCUCCUGCUCUUGCUCCUGCUCAGCAGCCAUACGGCCACUACGACCCCAAUGCUCACUCAACAUAUGUGCAGCAGUCGCAAGGCUCAUACAGCAUGUCCCCAGAUCAGACGACAACAUCCGUGACCACGGCUCAGCAUCACCAGACGCACUCGUAUUACGCGGAAAGCGGAUCUAUAAGUCCUGUACCACAGUAUUCGCCCAGCCCGUCUCCCGCCGUGCCACCCGUGCCACCCAACAUGAACGAGUUGUCUAGUGAGAGGAUGUAAAUUAUCGGAUAAUUUGAGGUCAGGAGGUUUCUCUUGAUUUUUUGCCUCUACUUUGACAACAUCUAUCCAAGCUGCGACAUGUCUUCUUAGAUGGGUUGAGAUUUUGUAAUUGGCUUUUGGCCUUCUCUUAGAUCAACGCUAGAUUGCAGCAUUGAAGUUCCUUCUUUUUGAUAAGGGAAUGCGGAACUCGGGCAUUGCAAUCAUAUGGCACGCUCUUUAGCAAUGUUUUUUUUGUGGUACGUAUGUAGUGGGCGUGCUGCAUCCGACGGUUUUAGUCGUGUAUUGUGAUAGGUUGUUUGAAUGAUACCC